AUGGUUCCCACCGCCCACGGGCGCUCCGUCAGUCUCGGCCGGCUCGAGCAGGUCGCGAGCCACGAUAGCUCCGACGACACUCCCAUCACGAAGCCUCCGCCGGCUUCGUGGGCCUCGCUGCCUCACAAGGACCAGCUUGCCAUUCUCGCCUUUUCCCGCCUCGUCGACUUUUUCCAGAUGGCUGCACUGCAGACAUACAUGGUCCACCAGCUCAAGUCCUUUGACCCCUCUCUGCCCGACUCUGCGAUUUCGCAUCAGGCCGGUGUGCUGCAGGGCAGCUUUACUGCCACGCAGAUAGUGACGGCUGUGCUAUGGGGUCGCGUCGCUGAUGCUCCCUGGUGCGGAAGGAAACGGGUGUUGAUGGUUGGCCUUAUCGGAACAGCCGUUUCCUGCAUUGGCGUUGGCUUCUCCCAAACCUUCCUCCAAGCUGCCACAUGGAGAAUGCUGGGAGGAGCCAUCAAUGGUACCAUUGGUGCCGCGCGCACAAUGGUUGCUGAGACGGUGGAUAAGAGGUUCCAUUCGCGUGCCUUCCUGUUGCUGCCCCUUGCCUUUAACGUCGCUAAUAUCCUCGGUCCAAUUUUAAGUGGAAUUCUCGUAGAACCGGUCGUGUCUUACCCGAAUCUCUUCGGACCAGGUGGCAUUUUCGGCGGUAGCGAUGGCGUUCAGUGGAUGGAAGACUAUCCAUAUGCCAUGCCCAACCUCCUCUGCGCCAUCCUGCUCAUUGUUGAGUCCGUCUUCGUUCACUUCUUCCUGCGGGAGACUUUGGCGAGCCUUCGCAACAAUAGACUCCAACCGCCAAGCUUGAUUGAACUCAGCAAGAGAGUAAUCGCGCGCCUGACCUCUCAAAGUCCUCCCAAGUAUACAUUGAUCGACAACUCGCAAUCACACGGCCUGCUUUCCGGAAUGGACGGAGAUACAAUGGAGAUGUCGCCCGUGGUCAACUCCAAUAAGGAGAAGCCCUUCACAGGCAAGCGCCAGCAAGUCUUGCCUUUCCAUCGCAUUUGGACUUCAAAUGUUCUCUGGGUUCUCUUUUCAAUCGCUGUAUUCGACUUUCACAUGGGUGCGUUCUCCAGCUUAUGGAUCGUCUUCCUGUCAACGGAUCGUCCCGAGCCUCAGGUCAUGACUCGGUUCGCGAAGCGAUCGAAUCCUUUUUUGUUCAGCGGCGGUCUUGCUUUCGAGCCAGCUGCAAUUGGUUUUGCCCUUGCCGUCUUGGGCAUCGUGGGCCUUUUUCUCCAACUGUCGAUAUACCCCUGGGCCAACGGCCGAUUCGGCCUCAUGCGCUGUUUCCGGUACUCCCUCUUCUUGUUUCCCUUGGCUUAUGUCCUGGCGCCAUACCUUUCUCUCUUGCCGUCGCCGACGCCCGCUCCAAGCCCUGCCACCGGCUUCUGGGUGUGGUUGGGAAUCAGCCUCAUCCUUACCCUGCAAGUCUCGGCCCGUACCUUCGCCCUUCCGGCGAGUAUCAUCCUCCUGAACAACUCAAGUCCUCACCCCAGCGUCCUGGCCACCAUUCACGGGGUUGGCCAGAGUGUUAGUUCUACCUUCCGGACGGUAGGACCUAUCGCCGCCGGCUACUGGUAUGGCGUGGGUUUGGAAAAGGGAAUGGUUGGCGUGGCCUGGUGGGUUGUCGCAGCUGUCAGCUUGGUGGGCUGUUUCGCAAGCUUCUGGGUCAGAAAUGGUACUGGCCAUGAGAUCUUGCUGCCAGGCGAGGAACCUCCGGAGACUUCUGAAAGAUAA
Molecule: messenger RNA, 1734 nt
Organism: Aplosporella prunicola CBS 121167
Lineage: Eukaryota; Fungi; Ascomycota; Dothideomycetes; Botryosphaeriales; Aplosporellaceae
Exons: 3
Coding region: 1-1734 (577 amino acids)
Biological process (GO): transmembrane transport
Molecular function (GO): transmembrane transporter activity
Source: RefSeq, a predicted model, not a curated record